Molecule: messenger RNA, 1984 nt
Organism: Antechinus flavipes (yellow-footed antechinus)
Lineage: Eukaryota; Metazoa; Chordata; Mammalia; Dasyuromorphia; Dasyuridae
Product: cytochrome P450 4A6-like
Exons: 12
Coding region: 86-1660 (524 amino acids)
Molecular function (GO): oxidoreductase activity, acting on paired donors, with incorporation or reduction of molecular oxygen; monooxygenase activity; heme binding
Source: RefSeq, a predicted model, not a curated record
GACAGGAUAUAAAAGACAAAGGUUGCACCCUCUUCUAGAGUGUCCUGGCUCUGCACGCUCCUGGGAGAAAGCUUCACUCAGUACUAUGGGCAUUGGCUUGGGAUCAGGCUGGCUCCUGGGAGACCUUGCUAGCAUCCUCCAGACCUCAGUCUUGCUGGGCCUGGUCCUACUGCUGCUGAAGGGUGGCCAGUUGUACUGGCACAGGCAGAGGCUUCUUCGAACCUUCCAGAGCUUUCCAGGCCCUCCUGCCCACUGGUUCUAUGGGCAUAGUCUGGAGUUUCAGAAGAAAGAAGAAUUAAAGCUGAUUGUGUCCUGGGCACGGAAAUUCCCUUGUGCCUUCCCUCGAUGGUUCACUGGGUUUAUGGCCACUCUCCAAAUCUAUGACCCUGACUACAUGAAAAUUGUUCUGGGCAGAUCAGAUCCAAAAUCUAAUUUAAUCUACAGAUUCUUGAUCCCCUGGAUUGGGAGAGGGCUCCUGAUCUUGAAUGGGCCAACCUGGUUCCAGCACCGGCGGCUGCUGACGCCUGCCUUCCAUUAUGACAUCCUGAAGUACUAUGUGGUACUAAUGGCUGAGUCUGUCCGAGUGAUGCUGAAUAAAUGGGGAAAGCUCAUCAGCCAAGGCUUGAGCUUGGAGGUCUUUGAUCAUGUCAGCCUGAUGACCCUGGACACCAUCAUGAAAUGUGCCUUUAGCCAUGAAAGCAACUGCCAGAUGGAGAGGAAUGCCAACUACUACAUCCAGGCUGUGUGGGAACAGUCAAUCUUGAUAUUUGCUCGCGUUCGGUUUGCCCUCUAUCACAAUGAUUUCAUCUACUGGUUGACUCCCCAGGGCUACCAGGCUCGCCAGGCUGCUCGCUGGGCCCAUGAACACACAGAUAAAGUGAUUAGGAAGAGGAAGCAGCACCUGCAACAGGAAGGAACCUUGGAGGCUGUCUUGAAGAAACGACACUUGGAUUUCCUGGACAUCCUCCUCUGUGCCAGGAAAGAGAAUGGAGACAGCUUGUCGGAUGAGGAGCUGAGGGCUGAGGUGGACACUUUCAUGUUUGAAGGUCACGACACUACUGCCAGUGGCAUCUCCUGGCUUUUCUAUUCUCUUGCCAUGAAUCCUGAGCACCAGGAGAAAUGCCGGGAGGAAAUCAGAGGCAUCCUGGGAGAUGGGAAAUCCAUCACUUGGGAGCACUUGAGCCAGAUGCCAUAUACCACCAUGUGCAUCAAGGAAUCCUUCCGCCUCUAUCCUCCAGUACCAUACAUCUACAGGGAGCUCAGCAAGCCUCUUACUUUCCCUGAUGGCCGCUCCCUACCUGCAGGAGUGUCAGUUUCUCAAGUGCUGCUUCUUUUUGCCUCUCCAGGAACAGUUGUCACUCUCAACAUACAUGCUCUUCACCACAAUCCCACUGUGUGGCCAGAACCAGAGGUGUUCAAUCCUCUGCGGUUCUCCCCAGAGAACUCGGCCUCCCGGCACAGCCAUGCCUUCCUUCCCUUUUCUGCUGGUGCCAGGAACUGCAUUGGGCAGCAGUUUGCCAUGGCUGAGAUCAAGGUGGCUGUGGCUCUGACCUUGCUCCACUUCUACCUGGCACCUGAUGACACUCAGCCCCCAGAGAUCACCUCCAAGCUGGUCCUCAGAUCCAAAAAUGGGAUCCACCUGAAGCUGAAGAAGCUCUGAGGAGGCUGCCCUGGAGAAGGAAGAUGGCUAUCUUCCUCCCUCCCCUCAUCUUGACCCAGCCAGCCAGCCCUGCCCAGGCUCACCUGGGAGGAAGAGAGCUUCAUCUACCUGUCCUACCCCAACCCUUGACCCAGUCAGCCAACUAGCCCUGCCCAGACUCAGCUUUGAGGAGGGGGGGCUUCAUUUAUUUGUCCUCCACCCACCCUUGACCCUCCCAGUCAGACUCUGUGGUGGGGAAGGAUGCUUCAUCUCUCUGUAAUCUGUCCCCUUUCUUCUGUUUACCCACAAAUAUUUUUAUCUAUAAUAAAAAUUCAUCACCCAGAA